Messenger RNA from Cyanidioschyzon merolae strain 10D, 1167 nucleotides. Its product is annotated as similar to histidinol-phosphate aminotransferase. NCBI's taxonomy places the organism in Eukaryota, Rhodophyta, Bangiophyceae, Cyanidiales, Cyanidiaceae. Bases 1 to 1167 code for a protein of 388 amino acids. Gene Ontology annotation, molecular function: pyridoxal phosphate binding. The record is from RefSeq and is a predicted model, not a curated record. Gene Ontology annotation, biological process: biosynthetic process. The transcript has a single exon.
AUGGCGAGUACUGCUACGCAUCGAGCGGAGCGUCUAGUCGGGGAUGAAGUUUGGGACCCAGAAACCCAAGAGGUUCACGGCGGUCAGACGUGGCAACGCUGCGGAGACGCGUUCGUGGAGGACUUUUCCGUCACCACAAAUGCGUUAGGGGCACCGGCGUCCGCACUUGGUGCUGCGCGAGAAGCUCUCAGCCUGGUCCACCAUUACCCCGCGGCGGACUGUGCCGAGGCCCUUAGAGCGCUGUCAGCGUUUUUAGGCGGCUGGCCGACAGAUCAGCUCCUUCUCGGCAACGGUGCGAGCGAGUUCAUCGAUCUCGUGAUGCGUGUCGCAACCCGAGCCGGCGGUGGCGUUUGUCGAACUGGCCCCUACGAAGCUGCGUACCGGGAAUACGACAGGGCGGCACGGGCCGCAGCUCGGCGGGUUUGUACCUGGGCCGAUACCGAAAACGGCGACGCGCUCACGCUCGGAGAGCAGGUCGGUGUCACCGUGAUUGUGCACCCGAACUCUCCGACUGGAGACUGUGCUUCCCUCGAGCAACUGGAGGCGUGGAUUCGAACCCCGAGCCCAGUAGAGGCGCCCGAUGCGGUCUUCGUAAUUGACGAGUCCUUCAUGCCGUUUCAGGGUCCACAAUGGCGAGCGCAGUCUGCGCUGCAGCUCGUGGAACGGUACCCGUCUCGAGUUCUGGUCAUCCAGUCGUGGACGAAGCUAUGGUGUUGUCCAGGGCUGCGGCUGGGUUCCAUCGCCGGAUCCAAAGCUUGGAUUCGAGAGUUGAAGCGCCUGCAAACGCCGUGGAGCUGUAACACGAUGGCGCAGGCGUUUUGCGUCGCUGCCGCAUACGAUACCGCCUACAUGCAAUCAACGUGGCAAUUGCUGCCUAAAUGGCGGGAACGGCAGGAGCAGCUCUUGAAAGCGUUUCCGCUGCGCUGGAGUGUGAAUGAGAACAGCCCCCGAUGGGUGCCUUGGGUCUACGUCAACUGUGGCAGUGCGGAGAUCGCUGAACGUGCAACGGCCUGUGCUUUCCGGGCCGGAUGCCCCGUGAGAUGGUGCGCGUCCUUUGGUCGACCGACGUGUCUGCGUCUUGGCGUACGCGCACCCGAGAAACAGGAUAUUCUCAUGAGCGCACUUCGAAUGGAAUUCGCCUCGGACGGCUACGAGGCGUCAUCGUAG